Arvicola amphibius (Eurasian water vole) is the source of this 2932-nucleotide messenger RNA. It is a transcript of the gene Cybb, whose product is annotated as cytochrome b-245 heavy chain. Gene Ontology annotation, cellular component: NADPH oxidase complex; plasma membrane. Bases 58 to 1770 code for a protein of 570 amino acids. The record is from RefSeq and is a predicted model, not a curated record. Lineage: Eukaryota; Metazoa; Chordata; Mammalia; Rodentia; Cricetidae. The transcript has 13 exons. Gene Ontology annotation, molecular function: superoxide-generating NAD(P)H oxidase activity. Gene Ontology annotation, biological process: superoxide anion generation; defense response.
AAAGAAGAAGCACAGUAGAGAAGAAAGGCAGACCAAGCACAUUCAACCUUUGCUGCCAUGGGGAACUGGGCCGUGAAUGAGGGACUCUCCAUCUUUGUCAUUCUGGUGUGGUUGGGGUUGAAUGUCUUCCUCUUUGUCAACUCCUACAAGGUUUAUGAUGAUGGACCUAAGUACUAUUAUACUCGAAAACUUCUCGGGUCAGCACUGGCUCUGGCCAGGGCACCUGCAGCCUGCCUGAAUUUCAACUGCAUGCUGAUCCUGUUACCAGUGUGUCGAAAUCUGCUCUCCUUCCUCAGGGGUUCCAGCGCGUGUUGCUCAACAAGAAUUCGAAGACAACUGGAUCGGAACCUCACUUUCCAUAAAAUGGUGGCAUGGAUGAUAGCGCUUCACACUGCGAUCCACACCAUUGCACAUCUGUUCAAUGUGGAGUGGUGUGUGAAUGCCAGAGUCAACAAUUCUGACCCAUAUUCAGUAGCACUCUCUCAAAUUGGUGACAAGGACAAUGAAGAGUAUCUCAAUUUUGCUAGAGAAAAAAUCAAGAACCCUGAAGGAGGCCUCUACGUGGCCGUGACUCGGUUGGCUGGCAUCACCGGAGUUGUCAUCACACUGUGUCUCAUAUUAAUUAUCACAUCCUCUACCAAAACCAUCCGGAGGUCUUACUUUGAAGUAUUUUGGUAUACGCACCAUCUCUUUGUGAUCUUCUUCAUCGGCCUUGCCAUCCAUGGAGCUGAACGAAUUGUACGUGGACAGACUACAGAUAGUUUGAAUGAGCAUGAUAUAAAAUUCUGUGAAGACAAAAUCUCACAAUGGGGAACAAUAAAGCAGUGCCCAGUACCCAAGUUCUCUGGAAACCCUCCUAUGACUUGGAAAUGGAUAGUGGGUCCCAUGUUCCUGUAUCUCUGUGAGAGACUGGUCCGGUUUUGGAGAUCACAACAGAAGGUGGUCAUCACCAAGGUGGUCACCCACCCUUUCAAAACCAUUGAGCUUCAGAUGAAGAAGAAAGGAUUCAAGAUGGAGGUAGGACAGUACAUUUUUGUCAAGUGUCCUAAGGUGUCCAAGCUGGAAUGGCACCCAUUCACCCUGACCUCUGCGCCUGAGGAAGACUUUUUUAGCAUUCAUAUCCGUAUUGUGGGAGACUGGACAGAAGGGCUGUUCAAUGCUUGUGGCUGUGAUAAACAAGAGUUCCAAGAUGCCUGGAAAUUACCUAAGAUAGCAGUUGAUGGGCCCUUUGGCACAGCCAGUGAAGAUGUGUUCAGCUAUGAAGUGGUGAUGCUAGUGGGAGCGGGGAUCGGAGUCACGCCUUUUGCCUCCAUUCUCAAGUCUGUCUGGUACAAAUAUUGCAAUAAUGCCACAAAUCUGAGGCUCAAAAAGAUCUACUUCUACUGGCUGUGCAGGGACACACAUGCCUUUGAGUGGUUUGCAGACCUGCUGCAGCUGCUGGAGACCCAAAUGCAGGAAAGGAACAACGCCGACUUCCUCAGCUACAACAUCUACCUUACUGGCUGGGAUGAUGCUCAGGCCAAUCACUUUGCUGUACACCACGACGAGGAGAAAGAUGUAAUCACAGGCCUAAAACAAAAGACUCAGUAUGGACGGCCCAACUGGGAUAAUGAAUUCAAGACAAUUGCAAGUCAACACCCUAACACCAGAAUAGGAGUUUUCCUCUGUGGUCCUGAAGCCUUGGCUAACACCCUCAACAAACAAAGCAUCUCCAACUCCGAGUCCGGCCCUCGUGGAGUGCAUUUCAUUUUCAACAAGGAAAACUUCUAACUCGGCUCUUUCAUGAAGAAAUAAGUGUAUGCUGCCAAAUGCCCCAAUAUUGCUGGUUGACUAUAUGAGCUCCAUCCUCUGAAGAAAGGAGGAGGAAAGUGAAUGAUGAUGACAUAGCCACCCCUUUAUAAGAAUUGCAAAGAUUGCUUGUUAGGUCACACUUGCAUGCAGUUUCAUGGCUUUCACAGCACGUUUACAAACAUUAUUAUGUUGCUUUAUGUCACGUUUCCCUCUGCCAUGCCAGAAGAGGGUUAGGCAAGAAUUGUCUGGGACUCAUUGUUGGAUAAACAAUAGAAGUUCAAAUAAUUUCAGCACCUUCCUUCACAUUCAGAAGCUGAAACCCGAUCUAUGCCACUUGACUCCCCAUGUGUGGUCAUCUUUUCGUAUUUAAUACCAGGUUGUCUCGAGAAUCAAUUUUUCUGCCCUCUCCUACAAGAGAGUAUUACAAAGGGUAGUUUAUCAAUCCUCAUUUUUGUUUCAUCUUUAACAUUAGUUAGCAUUAUGCAAAAGGAGAGUGCUUUUUAUGGAAGAGAUAAUGAUGCUGGCAAUGACUUAAUACUUAAUAGUGACAGCAUUGACAUGGAAGUUUACCAGCACGGCAGCUUAACUGCGCCAGAGAUUAUUCCUACAAAGGACCAUUAGACUGGCUGGAGUUAAGGUAGCAGUCUGCAUUUAGCAAGGUGCUUGGCAGAGUGGGGUUCAAGGUCACUUUAUUGAAUGAAUAAAUGAGUGAACAAACAAAUGCAAGCAUGUAGAACUACACAAUGUCAGAGUGGAAUUCAUUUAAGAUCAGAGACAAAAUUACCCUUCUGUUACUUUUACAGACCAGAGGAUUCUGAUUCCCCUGGGGGUAGAAAGCAGGAUAUGAACCAGUGGGAUAGCCUGGCCUAGUGAAUUUACCCUGUUGUUAUCUGGAGGCAGGAUGGAUGAAGUCAGAGACCUAAACUCCUGUGAUGCUGCUGGCUAACACUUCUAGUCCUAGUCCAUAAGCCUGAAAGAAAAACACAUCUGUUUAUUGCCAGAAAUGCUCUGCUCUAGCUAACCCUUGUAAAUUUGAACUGAAUUCUAGCAAAUAUGUAUCUGAUAAUAUGUAUCCUGCUUAUUGUCCAUUUAUUCUUUUUGAUUUAAUGCCUAUACAAAUAAAUCUCAUGUGUGUAUAUAA